Chinchilla lanigera (long-tailed chinchilla) is the source of this 991-nucleotide messenger RNA. RefSeq names its product adenylate cyclase type 5-like. Lineage: Eukaryota; Metazoa; Chordata; Mammalia; Rodentia; Chinchillidae. The record is from RefSeq and is a predicted model, not a curated record.
CUCCCCCGUCCUCUCCACCCCCCAUCCCACCUCCCCACCCCUUGUAAGAAAAUAAUGCUGGCAGGCGCCCGUACCUCCCAGUCCUUCCCAGUCCGCUGCGAGAAGAGGGCACCCGAAGCUUCUCCGCGCCGCGACCCCCGCCAAGCAGCCCGAGCCGCCGCCUCGUCCGGAAGACAGACGCGGAGCUCCGCUUAGGCAGCAUCUGCGAGCCGGGAGGCGCCGCCCGCAAGGACACCUCUCCGUCCCGCCUCGUCCGCAACUCCGGUCCCCGUCUAGCUCGACGCGAGCCAGGAGUCCGGACGUGCCUGCGCCGCGCAGCAGCCGGAGCCGACCCGCUGCCCUAGAGAGGAGCCAACUCCAUCUCGGACCUGGGACUCUUCACGGGGACUCGCAGCCGCUGCUCACCUCGGGCCGCGCUCGCCGUCCAGCCCUCCGUGCCGCUGUCCUUCACCGCUCAGGACGGGGGUGCCAAGAUGCCCCGCUGCUGCGCAAGGCCCCGGGCCGCCCCCGACGUGUGACCCCAGCCUAGUGCCCCUGCUCGGCCGGCCGCCCUCCCCUUGGAGACCCCCGGCUCGGCCCCGGGGGGAGGAGGAAGACGACGGCGAGGCCGAAGGGGGCAUGUCCGGCUCCAAGAGCGUGAGCCCUCCGGGCUACGCGGCGCAGACCGCGGCGGCACCAGACCCCCGGGGAGGCCCUGAGCACCGCUCCGCGUGGGGCGAGGCCGAUUCCCGCGCCAAUGGCUACCCCCAUGCCCCCGGGGGUUCGAUCCGCGGUUCGGCCAAGAAACCCAGCGGGGCAGCGACCCCGCAGCGGCAGCAGCGCCUGGCUAGCCGCUGGCGCGGCGAGGGCGACGGCGACGACGAUGUUCCGCUGAGCGGCGACGACCCCCUGGCCGGGGGCUUCGGCUUCGGCUUCAGCUUCCGCUCCAAGUCCGCCUGGCAGGAGCGCGGCGGGGAGGACUGCGGUCGGGGCAGCCGGCGGCAGCGGCGGG